UUUCACUGAAGAUCGAUUAAUGCAACAAAAACAAAAUGUCAGCCUUCAUGAACGGAAAUGUGCUCCGUACCCCACUUUUAUUUUGUAAACAAUCAAGUUGUUUCCAUACUUUAUAUACACUUAAAAAUUCACGGCAUUUUAUACGAUCUAUUUAUAUUCUGAAUGACGAAUCAAAGUUCAACAUUAAUUCUGGUUUUUGUGUUUCUUCAAGCAGUAGACUAAGGCAUUUGCAGAAAUAUACAAGUAGGCCUACGCCUGAUGCCAGUAAUUUUAGACUGUUCUGUUCAAGUGCUACAGCUGCUGGUGACAAAACUGACACAGAGGAACUUAAAGGUGAAACUGAAAAUCAUGAAUUUCGAUCAGAGACAAAGAUGCUUCUUAAGAUAGUGGCUCAGUCACUGUAUUCAGAGAAAGAGGUUUUCAUUAGAGAAAUUAUUUCAAAUGCCAGUGAUGCCCUUCAAAAGCUACGAUACUUACAACUGACCAGUAAUGAACAAGUUGAAAGUCAAACACCACUUGAAAUUCAUAUUCAUACUGACUCUGAUGCUGGGACCUUCACUAUCCAGGAUACAGGUGUUGGAAUGACAAAAGAAGACUUGAUUCAAAACCUUGGAACAAUUGCAAUGUCAGGCUCUAAGUCAUUUUUAGAAAAGGUUGAGAGCAAAUCAUAUGCAAGUGACAUCAUCGGGCAGUUUGGCGUUGGAUUCUAUUCAACUUUUAUGGUUGGUGAAUCUGUAGAUGUCUUUACAAGAUCUCACGAACAACCGACAAAAGGUUACAAAUGGUCAUCAGAUGGUAGUGGAAAAUAUUCAAUCACUGAAGCCACUGGAGUGGAGCUUGGGACAAAGAUUGUUGUCAAACUCAAGAGUGAUUGCUGGAAAUAUUCUGUUGAAAAUGAUGUCAAAGAAAUCAUCAACAAGCAUAACACUUUCCUGGGAUUUCCAAUUAUUUGUUCUUUAGGUGUCGUUGACAGUGAGGAUAUACCACUGAAUCUUAGCCGUGAAAUUUUACAGGAUAGCGCCCUCUUGAGAAAAUUGAAUAGGGUACUGACUGCUCGGAUUGUCAAAUUCUUGGUCGACAACUCUGUUAAGCAUCCAUCAAGCUGUCUCUUAUACAUCUCUCCCAUCAAUAUUCAAAGUGUUUUUUACAUCCCAGAAAGGCCACCAGCAAUGUGGGAAUACAGUCAGGACUAUAAAAGUGGAAUUGCCCUUUAUUGCAGGAAGGUUUUGAUACAGUCAAAGGCAGACAACAUUCUCCCAAAGUGGCUGCGUUUUAUUACAGGUGUCGUUGACAGUGAGGAUAUACCACUGAAUCUUAGCCGUGAAAUUUUACAGGAUAGCGCCCUCUUGAGAAAAUUGAAUAGGGUACUGACUGCUCGGAUUGUCAAAUUCUUGGUCGACAACUCUGUUAAGCAUCCAUCAAGUUAUGAUUCUUUUUUUGAUGAUUAUGGAACAUUUUUACGAGAAGGAAUCGUUUCUUCCGGCGAUCAAAUUGAAAAGGAAGAGAUUGCGAAACUGCUUCGUUAUGAAUCUAGUAAUUUGGAUGCCGGGGUAAGAUGCAGCCUCCAGGACUACUGCAGCCGCAUGAAAGCAGGCCAGAGGAGCAUUUACUUCCUCACUGCUCCAAAUCGAGAGCUAGCAGAAAGCUCACCAUACUACCAGGGAAUGAAGUCACUUGGUAUGGAAGUUCUGUUUUGCUUUGAUGAGUAUGAUGAACUGGUUAUGCUGCAGCUGAGAGAGUUUGACAAGAAAGUGUUAACCUCUGCUGAGAAUGAAUUGCUUGCCAGAUCCAACACAGAAACAGAUGAAAAGCAAGAAGAUGGAGGUUUGUCUGUGGAAUCAACAGACUCACUGAUCAUGUAUCUAAAAGAGGUUUUAGGCAGCAAGGUCUUAGAUGUUAAGCAGCAUAUAUCCAUUAAUUAUGAUUUGUUUUCUUUAGGUGUCGUUGACAGUGAGGAUAUACCACUGAAUCUUAGCCGUGAAAUUUUACAGGAUAGCGCCCUCUUGAGAAAAUUGAAUAGGGUACUGACUGCUCGGAUUGUCAAAUUCUUGGUCGACAACUCUGUUAAGCAUCCAUCAAGUUAUGAUUCUUUUUUUGAUGAUUAUGGAACAUUUUUACGAGAAGGAAUUGUUUCUUCCGGCGAUCAAAUUGAAAAGGAAGAGAUUGCGAAACUGCUUCGUUAUGAAUCUAGUAAUUUGGAUGCUGGGGUAAGAUGCAGCCUCCAGGACUACUGCAGCCGCAUGAAAGCAGGCCAGAGGAGCAUUUACUUCCUCACUGCUCCAAAUCGAGAGCUAGCAGAAAGCUCACCAUACUACCAGGGAAUGAAGGCACUUGGUAUGGAAGUUCUGUUUUGCUUUGAUGAGUAUGAUGAACUGGUUAUGCUGCAGCUGAGAGAGUUUGACAAGAAAGUGUUAACCUCUGCUGAGAAUGAAUUGCUUGCCAGAUCCAACACAGAAACAGAUGAAAAGCAAGAAGAUGGAGGUUUGUCUGUGGAAUCAACAGACUCACUGAUCAUGUAUCUAAAAGAGGUUUUAGGCAGCAAGGUCUUAGAUGUUAAGGCAACUGGAGACAUAGGAAACCACCCAGCCAUGAUAACUGUGCAAGAGAUGGGAGCUGCUCGUCAUUUCUUGAAGACCGCCCUCAAAUCACGUUCUGAGGAAGAGCAAUUGCAGAUCCUUAGACCAACACUUCAGCUAAAUAUACAACAUAAUUUAAUGCAUCUUCUGUCGGAUCUGAAAUCAUGUAAUCCACCAGUUGCCCGAAUGUUAGCAGAACAGAUAUUUGACAAUGCUAUGAUAGCAGCAGGUUUGGUCACAGACCCAAGAAACAUGCUAGGACGACUGAAUACAUUAUUGGAGCGUGUGUUAACACAAGAAAAGUGAUGAGAUGUCUGUAUACUUUACUGCAGCAUAAUAUGUUAAUCCAAGAAAAGUGAUAAAAGGCAUCUGAAUACCUUACUACAGCAUAAUAGGUUAAUCCAAGAAAAAGGUUAGGAUGAUGAACUACAUUACUGCAGCCUGUUUUAACACAAGAAAAGUGAUAAGAUGUCUGUAUACCUUACUACAUAUAUGUUUGAUACAUUUCCUUAGUAUGUUUAUAACUAUCAUUGCAUAUGCUGUAAAAUAUUGUUAUAGAUUUAAUACCUUUAAAUUAUAGAUUUGGUCCACCUUAUGAAUUAUUAACUUCAUCUUA
This is a messenger RNA of Anneissia japonica, 3192 nucleotides long. RefSeq names its product heat shock protein 75 kDa, mitochondrial-like. Gene Ontology annotation, cellular component: mitochondrial inner membrane. Lineage: Eukaryota; Metazoa; Echinodermata; Crinoidea; Comatulida; Comatulidae. The record is from RefSeq and is a predicted model, not a curated record. Gene Ontology annotation, biological process: protein folding. Gene Ontology annotation, molecular function: ATP-dependent protein folding chaperone; ATP binding; ATP hydrolysis activity.